Molecule: messenger RNA, 1107 nt
Organism: Penicillium digitatum Pd1
Lineage: Eukaryota; Fungi; Ascomycota; Eurotiomycetes; Eurotiales; Aspergillaceae
Product: transcriptional regulator SPT3
Biological process (GO): transcription by RNA polymerase II
Cellular component (GO): SAGA complex
Molecular function (GO): protein heterodimerization activity; transcription coregulator activity
Source: RefSeq, a predicted model, not a curated record
AUGCUACUAUGGAUGGAUUGGCUCGCCUUCGGCUUCGCUUGCUUUGCAUCCACAUCUUCAACUCGUUCGAGUUUUCAGGUCGACAGUGCCACGACCAGCCCCGAAACAAUCAUCGAGAGCCAGGAAGAUCAUGGAAAGAAAGAAAACACGAUUGGAGACUUGUUUACUGACAAAGAUUUAAAGAUGAUGUUUGUCUCCGGAGAGACAGCAGAGCCGUCCCCCGAGACUACCACUUUGAUUGAAGAGAUCACCCGCCAACAAGUGAUCGAAAUUCUGACACGUAGCACCGCAUUGGCAACUCGCCGCGGAGUUCGCUCGAUAUCUACCGACGAUCUAAUUUUCCUGAUCCGCCACGACAAGGCUAAAGUCUCCCGUCUGCGAACCUUUUUGUCAUGGAAGGAUGUCCGCAAGAAUGUCAAGGACUCCGACGACAAGGGUGGUGGUGAUGCCGCAGAUUUCGCCGCCGCCGACGAUGCGGCUGGUGUUGUUGCAGGCCCCCAAGAUGUGGCUCCCAAGCCCAAGAAUAAGCGCGCCAAGGUCGGACUUGCGUGGGAUGUCAACAGUUUCUACUCAGUUCAAGUCCCCGAGCGCGAAGAUGAAGAGGAUGAAGAAGAGGAGGAGCAAAACUACGCGACCCUCCAGCGUCUUGCUGCCGCCGAUGAACGCACCCGCCAUAUGACGCGAGAGGAGUAUGUCUUCUGGUCCGAGUGUCGCCAGGCUUCCUUCACCUACCGCAAGACCAAGCGAUUCCGCGAGUGGGCAGGCUUCGGCAUCGUGACCGAAUCUAAGCCAAACGAUGACAUUGUGGACAUUCUCGGUUUUCUCACAUUUGAGAUCGUCCAGACUCUUACCGAGGAGGCACUCAAAGUCAAGGAGCGCGAAGAUAAUGAGAAGCACCGCCGUGGAGGUGCCGACGCCGGUGAAAAUCUCAAGAAGCGGAAGCGCGAGACCGGCUUGUUUGAUCCCCCCGAGGAGGGGCGGACUCCCAUUGAGCCACGACACGUUCAUGAGGCAUACCGCAAAUUGCAGGCUACUCCUCAAAAGGCCAAAGCUCUGCUGCUGCACAACGGCCGUGUUCCUUAUCGUUUUCCUCUUGCUUUGAUUUAA